UCUUAAUUUGUGCUGCAGAGAUCUGUCAUAAUCUCCUCAUGGAAUUCUUUGAGAACCAAAUAAAAAAUGUUUCUGAAAAUGCUUUGUGAACUAAACUAUAUGGCUUGAUUUUAACAUGUAGGCUACUGAGGUAAUCAUUUCCCUCCUUUGUCCCAGAAAAAUAUGUUAGUGCUAGGUCAGAGAAAAACAGCCCUGGAAUUGGAGAAAGACAUUCUCUUAUUUGUAAACGGAGACAAGACACCAAGAGGCUUGGAGCCAAACUGCACAGUGGCUGCCUGUAGGAAAGACAUUCAACCUCCAUCAUCGGGGUUGAGACCGCUUGAUUGUAAAGAUCUGGGCAGUUCCUGACGUCUAGUGGAGCAGGCAACAAAGGGUCCCUCUUUGGUUCCCCUUCAGGAAGUGGAAUAGAAAAAAAAAAACUGCAUUCGUCAGUGACGCUGGGCCAACCACAACUUAAAGACAGUAAACAGGUCAAUUGAAACAGGGGCACUGAUUGCUAUAAAACCAACAGGUAUUCUCAUUGACACACAGAGGCAUACCCAGGAAGCCAUACUCAGAACGACCUUCUUGCACAGAGCAUGCACCAGAGGGAAGUAGCAAUGAAAAGCCUGCACAACCCAACCAUGGUCAAGUCCUUACUGCUUUUGAUGCUGGGGAUCGUCCUCCUAAGGGAUGUGGCAGCUUGGAAAACCCUCAGAGUGGGCAAUACUGGCCUCCAAAAGCCUAGCAACUGCCCUCCUCUGGAGGAUAACACUGUGAGGGUUGACACUCGCAUCCUUAAUCAAAAGCAGGGCAUUCCCAACACACAUGACUUCCGGAACCGCUCCAGCUCCCCGUGGGAUUACAACAUCACCCGGGACCCCCACCGCUUCCCCACUGAGAUCGUAGAGGCCCGGUGCAGACAUGCAGGCUGUAUCAAUGCCCAGGGGCAGGAAGACAGCUCCAUGAACUCUGUUGCCAUCCAGCAAGAGAUCCUAGUCCUCCGGAGGGAGCCCGAAGGCUGCGCUCACUCCUUCCAGCUGGAGAAAAUUCUGGUGACUGUUGGCUGCACCUGUGUCACCCCCAUCGUUCACCAUGCGGCCUGAGAGCUGCACAUCAACUCAGCUGGAGAAGCUGGAGCAGUGCCAUUUCUUAUCCAGUGCCCUGCAACAAGUCCUGUCUGAUUCCCCAUUCUCUCCAUUUCUUAAGACUCUUUAAUAAGCUCUGCGUGGAAUUUUCAAAGCUUUGUAGUAGGUAUAGUAUUACUUUUCUAGGAUGCUUCAGACACGUUCCAGUUUUCUACGCUGAAAGUGGAUGGAGGAGCAUGAAGGAGCCCAUACCCAUCAUGUUAUAUGAUGACCACCUCCUUAUCAUCAUGACCUUUGUGAUCUAGUGCUAUUCCCUGGGAUCUCUGUUGGUGAAAUGGAAACAGAAAAUAUAAUCAUAAUGCAUGAGCAUGUGAAAGGGGCUGGGCAGGCUGGGGUGGGAUGGUAAGAAAGGGGACAAGGAUCUGGCGAAAACAUCUAUA
Messenger RNA from Fukomys damarensis (Damara mole-rat), 1507 nucleotides. It is a transcript of the gene Il17f, whose product is annotated as interleukin 17F. Gene Ontology annotation, molecular function: cytokine activity. NCBI's taxonomy places the organism in Eukaryota, Metazoa, Chordata, Mammalia, Rodentia, Bathyergidae. The coding region runs from base 579 to 1085 and encodes 168 amino acids. Gene Ontology annotation, biological process: inflammatory response. The transcript is spliced from 4 exons. Gene Ontology annotation, cellular component: extracellular region. The record is from RefSeq and is a predicted model, not a curated record.